GUUGAUUUCCAGAUUUGUUGCAUUGCGGACAGCCUUUGGAUAUUCUUACUCCUGAACAGAUAAAAUAAUUACAUUUAAAAAAACAAAAAACAUACCUACUUACGAACAUAUUUAAAGGAUUGCUAAAUUGCGUGCAAUACAUUAAUUUAAACUUUAAAAGUAUACAUUUAAUUUUUUUACUUGAAAAUAAAUUUUUACCAAUCCAAAAAUAAAAUGAGGGAAUGUAUUUCAGUACACAUUGGUCAGGCUGGCGUACAAAUUGGUAAUGCCUGUUGGGAACUCUACUGUUUGGAACAUGGCAUCCAGCCUGAUGGUCAAAUGCCAUCUGAUAAGACAAUUGGAGGUGGAGAUGAUUCAUUCAAUACUUUCUUUAGUGAAACUGGUGCGGGUAAACAUGUUCCACGUGCUGUGUUCGUUGAUUUGGAACCAACUGUAGUUGAUGAGGUACGCACCGGUACUUAUCGUCAACUUUUCCACCCUGAGCAAUUAAUCACUGGAAAAGAAGAUGCUGCCAAUAAUUAUGCUCGUGGUCAUUAUACAAUUGGUAAGGAAAUUGUGGAUUUGGUUCUCGAUCGUAUUCGGAAGCUUGCUGACCAAUGUACCGGAUUACAAGGUUUUCUUGUAUUCCAUUCCUUUGGCGGUGGAACUGGAAGUGGUUUUACUUCUUUGCUCAUGGAACGUCUCUCGGUUGACUAUGGAAAGAAGUCUAAAUUGGAAUUUUCCAUUUAUCCUGCUCCUCAGGUAUCAACAGCUGUCGUUGAGCCAUACAAUUCUAUAUUGACUACCCACACGACUCUUGAACAUUCGGAUUGUGCUUUUAUGGUUGAUAAUGAAGCGAUCUAUGACAUCUGUCGUCGCAACUUGGAUAUUGAGCGACCCACGUACACAAACUUGAAUCGUUUAAUUGGUCAAAUAGUGUCAUCGAUUACGGCAUCUUUGCGCUUCGAUGGGGCCCUAAAUGUCGAUUUGACUGAGUUCCAGACAAACUUGGUGCCAUAUCCUCGUAUACAUUUCCCAUUGGCUACGUAUGCUCCUGUUAUUUCGGCCGAGAAGGCAUAUCACGAACAGUUGACUGUGGCUGAGAUAACGAAUGCAUGCUUCGAACCGGCCAAUCAGAUGGUUAAAUGUGAUCCUCGUCAUGGAAAGUACAUGGCAUGCUGCAUGUUGUAUCGUGGUGAUGUUGUGCCAAAGGACGUGAAUGCCGCUAUUGCUACCAUUAAAACUAAACGUUCAAUUCAGUUUGUUGACUGGUGCCCUACUGGAUUCAAAGUUGGAAUUAAUUACCAACCACCAACCGUUGUACCAGGUGGCGAUUUGGCCAAAGUACAACGUGCUGUCUGCAUGUUGUCCAACACCACAGCAAUUGCAGAGGCAUGGGCACGUUUGGAUCACAAGUUUGAUUUAAUGUAUGCAAAACGUGCAUUUGUACAUUGGUACGUGGGCGAAGGUAUGGAGGAGGGUGAAUUUUCCGAAGCUCGUGAAGAUUUAGCUGCUUUAGAAAAGGAUUACGAAGAAGUUGGCAUUGACUCUGCCGAAGGCGAAGUAGGUGAAGGUGACGAAUACUAAAUGUUCGAUCAUAGCAACUAUUCAAAUAUAUAUUAAAGCGUAAUAUAUAGAUGUUAAUAGUUUUGAUUACUGAAACAUUUAAGUGGAAUGGACACUGAUAUGAAUGAACCUGGAUUACGAAGAGCCCAAUUUUAAGAUAACAUAAAAAUAUGCACCUUUACCAUGUAUCCGUUUGCUAUAUUGUCUGCAACAUUCUCUAAAUUUUGUUAUUAACCAAGAAUUUAUUAAUAAACUUUUUUUAAUUGUAAGAUUUUUUACAAAUUUCACAA
Messenger RNA from Lucilia cuprina (Australian sheep blowfly), 1835 nucleotides. RefSeq names its product tubulin alpha-3 chain. The record is from RefSeq and is a predicted model, not a curated record. Gene Ontology annotation, cellular component: cytoplasm; microtubule. The coding region runs from base 214 to 1566 and encodes 450 amino acids. Lineage: Eukaryota; Metazoa; Arthropoda; Insecta; Diptera; Calliphoridae. The transcript has 4 exons. Gene Ontology annotation, biological process: mitotic cell cycle; microtubule cytoskeleton organization. Gene Ontology annotation, molecular function: structural constituent of cytoskeleton; GTP binding.